UUAUUCCGGAGCCCGGCCGGCGACCCGGGCGGAUCGCCGAGGCUUCUCUGCCCAGGAGAAGUCGGAGUUGGGGUGCUUCGGAAGGGAGGCGCCCAAAGUCCAAGAGCGGCUUUUCCUCCUGAUCUUAGCUUGCCUCUGGCCUUCCCGGCGCGCUGCGGGGCUCGGACUUGGACUGAAGAAGCGGAGGAAGGGUUGGGGUCCCCAGCGCUGCCCCUCCCGGACGGAUACCGCUCCGGGCCGGAGCCGCGUAGACAGUCUCCCAGGCCACAGCCGCGGGGUACGGACCCCACCAGGAUUAUAAAACAGUGCGGAAGUCCCCCCGCUCGAAAAAAGGCUGGUCACCAUGUGGGGGCUGCUAAUCUGGACUCUGCUGGCCCUGCACCGGAUCCGCGCGGCCGGAGCCCAAGACGAUGUGCCCCCCUAUUUCAAGACGGAGCCGGUGCGGACGCAGGUGCACCUGGAGGGGAACCGCCUGGUGCUCACGUGCAUGGCCGAGGGCAGCUGGCCGCUGGAGUUCAAGUGGCUCCACAACAACAGAGAGCUGACCAAGUUCUCCCUGGAGUACAGGUACAUGAUCACCAGCCUGGACCGCACCCAUGCUGGCUUCUACCGCUGCAUCGUGCGUAACCGGAUGGGGGCCCUGCUGCAGCGACAAACGGAGGUCCAAGUGGCCUACAUGGGGAGCUUUGAGGAGGGCGAGAAGCACCAGAGCGUCUCACACGGAGAAGCCGCUGUCAUCCACGCCCCACGCAUCGCCAGCUUCCCCAGACCGCAGGUGACCUGGUUCCGGGAUGGCCGCAAGAUCCCGCCCAGCAGCCGCAUAGCCAUCACCCUGGAGAACACCCUCGUCAUCCUGUCAACCGUGGCUCCCGACGCGGGCCGCUACUACGUGCAGGCGGUUAAUGACAAGAACGGCGAUAACAAGACCAGCCAGCCCAUCACUCUCGCCGUGGAGAAUGUUGGGGGCCCUGCAGACCCCAUUGCUCCAACCAUCAUCAUUCCUCCCAAGAACACCAGCGUGGUGGCCGGGACCUCGGAGGUGACCAUGGAGUGUGUGGCCAAUGCCAGGCCUCUGAUCAAGCUGCACAUCGUUUGGAAGAAGGAUGGGGCACUGCUGUCUGGCGGCAUCAGUGACUACAACCGUCGGCUCACCAUCCCCAACCCCACGGGCAGCGACGCGGGUUACUACGAGUGUGAGGCUGUCCUGCGCAGCAGCAGUGUCCCGUCUGUUGUCCGCGGAGCUUACCUGUCUGUCCUGGAGCCGCCUCAGUUUGUUAAGGAGCCAGAGAGACACAUAACAGCGGAGAUGGAGAAAGUGGUGGACGUUCCCUGCCGGGCCAAAGGUGUGCCGCCACCCUCCAUCACCUGGUACAAGGAUGCGGCCGUUGUGGAGGUGGAGAGGCUGAGCCGCUUCCGGCAGCGGGGCGACGGGGGCCUGCAGAUCAGCGGGCUGGUGCCCGACGACACGGGCAUGUUCCAGUGCUUCGCCCGCAACGCGGCCGGCGAGGUGCAGACCUCCACCUACCUGGCCGUCACCAGCAUCGCCCCCAACAUCACCAGAGGCCCCCUGGACAGCACGGUGAUUGAUGGCAUGUCGGUGGUGCUGGCUUGUGAGACUUCGGGGGCUCCCCGGCCGGCCAUCACUUGGCAGAAAGGGGAGCGCAUCCUGGCCAGCGGCUCUGUCCAGCUGCCUCGCUUCACGCUCCUGGAAUCCGGCAGCCUGCUCAUCAGCCCCACGCACAUCUCCGACGCCGGCACCUACACCUGCUUGGCCACCAACUCUCGGGGGGUCGACGAAGCCUCGGCGGACCUGGUCGUGUGGGCCCGGACCCGCAUCACCAAGCCUCCCCAGGACCAGAGUGUCAUCAAGGGUACCCAGGCCUCCAUGGUGUGCGGAGUGACCCACGACCCCCGCGUGACCACCAGGUAUGUCUGGGAGAAGGACGGGACCACGCUGAGCUUGGAGGGCAACCCCCGCCUCCGCCUGGACAAAAGCGGCUCCCUGCACAUCUCGCAGACGUGGUCAGGGGACAUCGGCACCUACACCUGCCGGGUGCUCUCAGCGGGAGGCAACGACUCUCGCAGUGCCCACCUGCGCGUGAGGCAGCUGCCUCACGCCCCUGAGCACCCCGUGGCAACCCUCAGCACUGCGGAGAGACGGGCCAUCAACCUGACGUGGGGGAAGCCCUUCGACGGCAACAGCCCACUGAGCCGCUACAUCCUGGAGGUGUCAGAGAACAAUGCCCCCUGGGCUGUGCUCCUGGCCAGUGUGGACCCCGAGGCUACCUCGGUGACGGUCAAGGGCUUGGUUCCCGCGCGCACCUAUCAGUUCCGUCUCUGUGCCGUCAACGACGUGGGGAAAGGACAGUUCAGCAAGGACACGGAGAGGGUCUCCCUUCCUGAGGAGCCCCCCACGGCCCCGCCACAGAAUGUCAUUGCCAGUGGUCGGACCAACCAGUCCAUCAUGAUCCAGUGGCAGCCGCCUCCCGAGAGCCACCAGAACGGCCUCCUCAAAGGCUACAUCAUCAGGUACUGCCUGGCGGGGCUGCCUGUUGGGUACCAGUUUAAGAACAUCACGGAUGCUGACGUCAACAACCUCCUGCUAGAGGACCUCAUUAUCUGGACCAACUAUGAGAUCGAGGUGGCCGCCUACAACAGCGCCGGGCUGGGUGUCUACAGCAGCAAAGUCACCGAGUGGACACUGCAGGGAGUCCCCACCGUCCCGCCGGGCAACGUGCAUGCAGAAGCCACCAACUCCACAACUAUCCGCUUCACCUGGAAUGCCCCCAGCCCCCAGUUCAUCAACGGCAUCAACCAGGGCUACAAGCUGAUCGCCUGGGAGCCGGAGCAGGAAGAGGAGGUUACCAUGGUGACGGCCCGGCCCAACUUUCAGGACAGCAUCCACGUGGGCUUCGUGUCCGGCCUGAAGAAGUUCACCGAGUACUUCACCUCGGUGCUGUGCUUCACCACCCCCGGGGACGGGCCCCGCAGCACCCCCCAGCUGGUGCGCACCCACGAGGAUGUGCCGGGGCCCGUGGGACACCUGAGCUUCAGUGAAAUCCUGGACACCUCGUUGAAGGUCAGCUGGCAAGAGCCAGGGGAGAAGAAUGGCAUCCUCACAGGGUACCGGAUCUCCUGGGAGGAAUAUAACCGGACCAACACCCGCGUGACCCACUACCUGCCCAACGUGACCCUGGAGUACCGCGUCACCGGUCUCACCGCUCUCACCACCUACACCAUCGAGGUGGCUGCCAUGACCGCCAAGGGCCAGGGACAGGUGUCCGCCUCCACCAUCUCCUCUGGGGUGCCUCCAGAACUCCCUGGGGCCCCCACCAACCUGGGCAUUUCCAACAUCGGCCCCCGCUCCGUGACCUUGCAGUUCAGGCCAGGCUAUGAUGGGAAGACGUCCAUCUCCCGCUGGCUGGUGGAGGCCCAGGUGGGCGUGGUUGGGGAGGGAGAGGAGUGGCUGCUGAUCCACCAGGUCACCAAUGAGCCCGACGCCCGCUCCAUGGAGGUGCCCGACCUCAACCCCUUCACCUACUACAGCUUCCGCAUGCGCCAGGUGAACAUCGUGGGCACCAGCCCACCCAGCCAGCCUUCUAGAAAGAUCCAGACCCUCCAGGCGCCCCCUGACAUGGCCCCGGCCAACGUCACCCUGCGAACGGCCAGCGAGACCAGCCUGUGGCUCCGCUGGAUGCCCCUCCCGGAAAUGGAAUACAACGGGAACCCCGAGUCGGUUGGCUACAAGAUCAAGUACAGCCGGGCAGACGGACGCGGCAAGACGCUGAGCCACGUGGUCCAGGACCGCGUGGAGCGGGAGUACACCAUCGAAGACCUGGAGGAGUGGACGGAGUACCGCGUGCAGGUGCAGGCCUUCAACGCCAUCGGGAGCGGGCCCUGGAGCCAGACGGUGAUGGGCAGGACCCGGGAGUCAGUGCCGUCCUCUGGCCCCACCAACGUGUCAGCGCUGGCCACCACCUCCAGCAGCAUGCUGGUGCGCUGGAACGAAGUCCCCGAGGCCGACCGCAACGGGCUGGUACUGGGCUACAAGGUGACGUAUAAGGAGAAGGACUCAGACUCGCAGCCCCGGUUCUGGCUGGUGGAAGGGAACUCGUCCCGCAGCGCCCAGCUCACGGGCCUGGGCAAAUACGUGCUCUAUGAGGUCCAGGUGCUGGCUUUCACGCGCAUCGGGGACGGCGUCCCCAGCCACCCUCCCAUCCUGGAGCGGACGCUGGAUGAUGUCCCGGGACCCCCCAUGGGCAUCCUGUUCCCAGAAGUGAGGACAACAUCGGUGCGGCUGAUCUGGCAGCCCCCCGCUGCUCCCAAUGGCAUCAUUCUCGCUUACCAGAUCACACACCGGCUCAACGCCACCACGGCCAACACUGCCACGGUGGAGGUGCUCGCGCCCAGCGCCCGCCAGUACACAGCCACCGGCCUCAAGCCAGAGUCUGUCUACCUGUUCCGCAUAACAGCCCAGACCCGCAAGGGCUGGGGAGAGGCCGCCGAGGCCUUGGUGGUGACCACCGAGAAGAGAGACCGCCCGCAGCCCCCCAGCAAGCCCGUGGUGCAGCAGGAGGACGUGAAGGCACGAAGCGUGCUGCUGUCCUGGGAGCCCGGGAGCGACGGGCUCUCCCCCGUGCGCUACUACACCAUCCAGACCCGCGAGCUGCCCGGCGGCCGGUGGGCACUGCACUCGGCCUCCGUGAGCCACAACGCCUCUGCCUUCGUCGUGGACAGGCUCAAGCCCUUCACAUCCUACAAGUUCCGAGUCAAGGCGACCAAUGACAUCGGGGACAGCGAGUUCAGUGAGGAGUCAGAACCACUGACCACCCUGCAGGCCGCCCCCGACGAAGCCCCCGCCAUCGUCUCGGUGACACCACACACCACCACCUCUGUGCUGAUCCGAUGGCAGCCACCAGCCGAGGACAAGAUCAACGGCAUCCUCCUAGGCUUCCGGAUCCGGUACCGGGAACUGCUCUACGAGGGGCUGAGGGGCUUCACGCUGCGAGGCAUCAACAAUCCAGGGGCCAAGUGGGCAGAGCUUACCCCCCUGUACUCCGUGCGGAACCUGAGCCGGCCCAGCCUCACGCAGUACGAGCUGGACAACUUGAACAAGCACCGGCGCUACGAGAUACGGAUGAGCGUGUACAAUGCAGUAGGCGAGGGCCCCUUGAGCUCCCCCCAGGAGGUCUUCGUCGGGGAGGCAGUGCCCACGGCAGCGCCCCGCAACGUGGCUGUCCACAGCGCCACGGCCACACAGCUGGAUGUGACAUGGGAGCCACCCCCUCUGGAGAGCCAGAAUGGAGACAUCCAGGGCUACAAGAUUUAUUUCUGGGAGGCCCAGCGGCGGAACCUCACCGAGCGGGUGAAGACGCUUUUCCUGGCCGAGAACGGCGUCAAGAUCAAGAACCUGACUGGCUACACUGCCUACAUGGUCAGCGUGGCAGCCUUCAACGCCGCGGGGGACGGGCCUCGGAGCACCCCCACCAGGGGCCAGACCCAGCAAGCAGCCCCCAGCGCUCCCAGCUCGGUCAAGUUCAGCGAGCUGACCACCACCUCUGUGAACGUGUCCUGGGAGGCCCCACAGUUCCCCAACGGCAUCCUGGAGGGCUACCGGCUGGUGUACGAGCCCUGCACCCCCGUGGAUGGCGUCAGUAAGAUCGUGACCGUGGACGUGAAGGGCGGCAGCCCCCUGUGGCUGAAGGUGAAGGACCUGGCGGAGGGGGUGACCUACAGGUUCCGCAUCAGAGCCAAGACCUUCACCUACGGGCCCGAGAUCGAAGCCAACGUCACGACGGGCCCCGGAGAAGGUGCCCCCGGACCACCUGGCGUGCCCAUCAUCGCGCGGUACAGCUCGGCCAUCGCCAUCCACUGGGCCAGCGGAGACCCUGGCAAAGGGCCCAUCACCCGCUACGUCAUAGAGGCCAGGCCUUCAGACGAGGGGCUCUGGGACAUCCUCAUCAAAGACAUCCCCAAGGAGGUGACAUCCUACACGUUCAGCAUGGACAUCCUCAAGCCAGGCGUGAGCUAUGACUUCCGGGUCAUCGCCGUCAACGACUACGGCUUCGGCACCCCCAGCAGCCCGUCCCAGUCUGUGCCCGCCCAGAAAGCCAACCCCUUCUACGAGGAGUGGUGGUUCUUGGUGGUCAUCGCCCUCGUCGGCCUUAUCUUCAUCCUGCUUCUGGUCUUCGUGCUCAUCAUCCGAGGCCAGAGCAAGAAGUACGCCAAGAAGACAGACUCGGGGAACAGUGCCAAGUCUGGGGCCCUGGGCCACGGGGAGAUGAUGAGCUUGGACGAAAGCAGUUUUCCCGCCCUGGAACUCAACAACCGCCGGCUCUCGGUCAAGAACUCCUUCUGCCGGAAGAACGGCCUGUACACCAGGUCCCCGCCUCGGCCCAGCCCAGGCAGCCUCCACUACUCAGAUGAGGACGUCGCCAAGUACAACGACCUGAUCCCCGCCGAGAGCAGCAGCCUGACCGAGAAGCCCUCGGAGAUCUCGGACUCUCAGGGAAGCGACAGCGAGUAUGAGGUCGACUCAAGCCACCAGAAGGCCCACUCUUUCGUCAACCACUACAUCAGCGACCCCACGUAUUACAACUCCUGGCGACGCCAGCAGAAGGGGAUCUCGCGGGCCCAGGCCUACAGCUACACGGAGAGCGACCCGGGUGACCCGGACCACACCCCCCUCUCCAACAGCAGCAGCGCCCAGCAGGGCAGCCUCUUCCGGCCCAAGGCCAGUCGGACCCCAACGCCCCAAAACCCCCCGAACCCCCCGAGUCAGCAGAGCACCCUCUACCGUCCCCCUAGCAGCCUGGCCCCUGGCUCCCGGGCUCCUAUCGCAGGAUUUUCAUCAUUUGUUUGAUGUCGUCGUCAUAGUGGGAAGAGGAAAAAGGAAGCAGCAGCACCCAACUCCCCUCCCGCCCCUCCCCGCACCGCCUGCCAGAAAACAAAAACACCAAGAAACCAAGUCAACUUUUCACCUCCUGAGUUUAUUUUUCCAGAGAUUCCAGGGCCAGCAAAGCCAGUGUUGAGAAGGAGGGAGAAGAAAACCAAAACGAUGUACGAGGGGCCAGGGACGGCUCGGCUUCGAGAUGGCGGGGUUCGCUGCCUCUUGGGGGGUCUGAGCAGAGUAGGGGAGGCGGCUGCGGAGGACGCACGAAUGCAGUGGGUCCCUGCAGAAGGAGGGCAGGAGGGAGGCAGAGACUGGAGGGCUAUGAGACCUGUGUGGCUGGGGGGUGAAGAAGCUUCUGGAUGUCCAGCUGGCCGCCCCCUUCCUACCUGUGCUGGAGCCCUGGGCCCACUGCUGGCUGGUGCUGUGCCAGGGCUGGCAUCCGUGGGGGCAAAGCUCCCCUCCCUCCCACCCUACCCUGGGCAGCGCUGCCAGCCCUGUCCUUACCCCCCACCACCCCCUCCCUUGCUCAGCAUCCCCACCAAGCAUUUGGUUUAUUUAGGAAAAUGAAACCAGCUCAAGCAGGAGAAUUUGCCUAGCUAGCUCCUUACUCCUAGCAUGCUUUUCUGUUGGAAAUCGGAGGAAGAGAUCCCCUCAGGGUAAGGGAGGGGUCCCCCCCCCGCCACUGACCCAGCCGUCCCUUUACUUGAAUUCUCUUUCCCGAGCACAGACUGGGAGAGAGAAACUCGGGGACAGGGGUAGGGGCACUGGCCCAGCAUCACUGGGAUAACUGCGUGGAAGGCAGGAAGGCUGGACCCAGAAGGAGGAAGCUUGGACUUUCCUCUUUCUUCCAAUUCAGGGACCACCUGUCUCUCUCCUUAAAGGGGGAGGGAAAAGAGAGCUACUGAGACGAGGAAGGGCAGCUUGCGUGGGGCUGGGGAGCUAGGUGAGAGCAAGGCGUCCCCAUGGCAGCCACAUCCCUGUCCCUGGAGAGACACCGUCUCUCUCUCACACACACACACACACCUUUCACUUGCAUGGAGAAGGGUCCAGAGAGCCUCUCCAAGAGAAAUCCCUUUGGGGCCUCCUAGCCCACAGCACAUUCACUCUCUUUGCCCCUUGUUCUUGACCCCCCGCUGUGUCUAAAACCCCCGCCCACUAAGUCCAGGGGCACAGGAGCCCAGAGGGGUGCGCCCCGUCUCCUAGCACCCGAUUUACAAAGCCCAUCCUAACCCUCAGUAAACUCUUCCAGACUCGGCUCAGGCUGCCAGGCCUUGGAGCGAGGAGGGGCCCCAUCCAAACCGGACAUAAGCUCCCGAGAUGCACAGCCCGGCCGGCCCGGGGACAGGUCAGAUGGGACCCAGGGACAAGAAUAGCCGAUGGGAGGCAGAGCUUUUACACACAUGCAAUCUGCGCCGAGGAAUGUUCUUUAAAAAGCCACUUCUGGUGGCCUGGAUCUUCCCAUCUGCUCAGCCCUUCCGGGCGCAGAGGUUUAAGGAGGAGCCUUUCCAGCUAAUUCCCUGGACUGUCCCAGGCCCCUGGGUGCCCUCAGGCAGCCCUGCAAAAAAACGGCCCACCCCCACCAGUGCCUCUGGGAGAGGAGGUGGCCUGGCUGGGGCAUGUUCAGUUCACCUUGAGGCCCCUUAGUGGGGCAGGGCUCGCUGGGGGUGCCAGGCACAAGCAUUGCUGCCCCACCCUGGGGGCCAUGCCCCAGGGGGUGCGGGGAAGGAUGGAGGGUUUGGGAAACAAGCCAAGGAAAGAAAGGGCCUGUAUCCCUCCCCACGGGCCCCAGAUCAGGUGCAUGGGAUAGAAGCAGGGCCAGGGGCCUGAGGAAAGGGUUCACCCCCGCCCUGGGCUCCUCCACAGGCACUAAGACCCCCAGGAUACAUGAUGGGGAGAGGCUGGAAGAUAGCUCCGCAGUCAGGCUGACCCAGCUCCUGGGUCCAAACAGCAGCUUCUCCACUAAGGGGUCCCUAAAGGGGAUCACAGCCUUUUCCCCAAGGGAGGACCCAGGCCUGCGGUUCCUUGUAGGCAUCUGGCGUCUGCAGCCGCCCAGUGUGACGGCACUGUGGCUGCUUUCUCUCUCCUCGUCCUCCUCUCUCUUUUAAACAACCUCGUCCUUUUCUCUAUCUGCUGUGUGUUUAACCACUUAAAGCCGGUCCUGUUUGACAUUAAGAACUUCUUUUUGCUUCGCCCAGGGAAGGAUGGGGGUGGAGGAAGCAGGGACGGGUAGGAACGCUGUGUACACACGUGUAUAUAAUAUAUUUCACACGAGGCCACAUUCCCUUUGCCUUUCGUGAAUCACCUUGUGCAUUAAAACCUUCGCCCCCCCCCCCCAAGGGCUCGUUCACACCCAGGCUGACACACGUGCACACGUGGGGCGGGGCCCGGACACACUGGGGCUUGCGCGCCUGCGUGCUGAUGGACGCAGGAUGCAAGUCGUUCGUGUGUCGGCACGCACGGAGGGCUCACGUGCCUCCCGUGUGAGGCACAGGCAGCCUGAGUCACUCCCACGUGGGGCGAGGCCCUUGCAAACAGAACCCUUAGAGGCGGGGGAAGGCAGGGACCCAGCCGAGGGAGUGGGGCAUCCCACCCUUGGUCCAACCCCCCCUCCACCGGAGAUGGUACCUCCACCGGAGAUGGUGCCUCCACCCCCCCCCCAGCCACAU
Messenger RNA from Phacochoerus africanus (Common warthog), 9558 nucleotides. RefSeq names its product sidekick cell adhesion molecule 2 (gene SDK2). Lineage: Eukaryota; Metazoa; Chordata; Mammalia; Artiodactyla; Suidae. The record is from RefSeq and is a predicted model, not a curated record. Gene Ontology annotation, molecular function: protein binding. The transcript has 45 exons. Bases 344 to 6862 code for a protein of 2172 amino acids.